Silurus meridionalis is the source of this 1570-nucleotide messenger RNA. RefSeq names its product telethonin. The record is from RefSeq and is a predicted model, not a curated record. NCBI's taxonomy places the organism in Eukaryota, Metazoa, Chordata, Actinopteri, Siluriformes, Siluridae. The transcript has 3 exons. The coding region runs from base 95 to 598 and encodes 167 amino acids. Gene Ontology annotation, cellular component: Z disc. Gene Ontology annotation, molecular function: protein-macromolecule adaptor activity; structural constituent of muscle; titin binding. Gene Ontology annotation, biological process: detection of muscle stretch; skeletal muscle contraction; skeletal muscle myosin thick filament assembly.
AGCAGAUUAAACAGUUUAAGGAUUAUUCAUCCUGCUCAACAGCCUACUGAGAGUUAGCCGAGAUGACCUCCUAAGGUUUCCUAACCAGCAAAAGAUGCAUUGCCUGAGCCAAACCCCCGGGUCUCUUCUGGUCAACUCUUACAGCGACGUGAAAGAAGUUGACGAGAGUAAAAGGGAAUCAUAUGAAGCGAACUGGUUAGACCUGGUGAUGGAGACAAGACCAGAGUUCAAAGAUACACUCAGUGAGAGAGACUCAGCACGAAAGGAGUCUUAUGAACGGAAGCGUGUGCGUCAUUUUGUAGUUCGCCGGUUCCUUAAUCAGACCUAUCGUGUCGGUGAAGAUGGAACAAAGCUGCGUGAGUAUCAUCUACCGUAUGAAAAAAGCGUGCUACCCAUACAGAUCUUCGUGCCCAGGAACCUCAGCACUCCAUCAGACACCAGAGAGCUUUCGCCUGGAGACACAGAGAAGACCUGGAGUCAGAAGAAAGUUCUAUGGCCCGGUGGGGAAGAUGCGAUACAACCUGAGAGUGGAGAGUUUCGAUUCCGCACACUUGUUUCACCAGCGAGAGACUUGGCACGUGACUUUCAGCGGACUUGAAGAACAACAGUUACAGCUACCUAUAGUGCAACACACUGAGUGUUCAAUCUUUUAGUAUUACUACUUAUUAUAUUACAGCACGAUUGGAGUCUUGAAUCUGAUUAGAUUAGAUCAGAAGUUGUUGAUUAAUUUGCUAGAACAGCAGGUCUGACAAUAGUUUCGACUGAAAGACAAAUUAAAUGUAUAUAUUAAUGCGCUUGUUCUAAUACGUUAUCAUUUCUGUAGUAUUAUUUAUACAAGGACUUGCAUAGCGGAUGCUCAUAAUAGUCAGUCUUAUUAUCAAACAUUUAAAAAUGGUGCUGGAAUUUGACAAAGAAGGACUGAAUCAUUUCUAAUUGACAUAGAAAAGUUCCCAGAAUAGAAAACUGAGUGUUUUAGGAGAGAGAGAGAGAGAGAGUGAAAUGAAAAAGAGACUGGUGAGGGAAUGAUGAUUUAUAGCUGGAAUAAUGUAAGUGAAAACAGGAAGUUGAUUUGUGAACGUUCUGUGACAUGUACAAAUGUCACAUAAUACAGCAUGCUGAUGUGUUAUCAAUUAAAAACUUCAAUUUUUUUUUCCAGAUUCCUGUGGUAUAAAAAAAAUAAAAGCGUUCAGGAUGAACCGUUCGAUUACAUCGCUUUGUCAUAAAAAAAAUAUACAGUAUGUAUAAUCUAAAUACACAAGUCAUCGAUUCUUCCUAUAUGUAUUAUGGAUGUGCAUCUCCAUAACUGAAGCUGAUUUGAUUUGUAUCUUGAUUCGAGCCAAUGAUACGCAACGAUUCGAUACGGUUCACCCCUAUUACAAUGCAGUGCAAUCUGAUUUCGACUUGAUUCCACACGAUGCAAUAUGUUGCAAUGGAAAAAAAUAUGAUGCUAUACAAGUCAGUAUGGUACAGAUAGUUCGCUUUUAUGUCUUCGGUUCAGACAAACAGCCAAUCAUACCUUUACUUAAGUGUCUUCUGACUAAUUCAUGGCCCUUUCACAAACAUGACUAUG